Vanrija pseudolonga is the source of this 2132-nucleotide messenger RNA. It is a transcript of the gene sld5, whose product is annotated as DNA replication complex GINS protein sld5. NCBI's taxonomy places the organism in Eukaryota, Fungi, Basidiomycota, Tremellomycetes, Trichosporonales, Trichosporonaceae. The coding region runs from base 1 to 2061 and encodes 686 amino acids. Gene Ontology annotation, cellular component: GINS complex. The transcript has 7 exons. Gene Ontology annotation, biological process: DNA-templated DNA replication; double-strand break repair via break-induced replication. The record is from RefSeq and is a predicted model, not a curated record.
AUGCCGUCGCUCGGCGCAGCGCUCGACAAGCUCGCAAAUGAGUGCGAGCAGAUCGACUUCUACUCGAGCCAGAACAUCCGGCCCGCGGGGCCAUUCACGACAGCGUACCUGUAUCUCCAGCCUCCAGGCAGCAGGGCACCGAAGCGCACGGUGCUGAAUCUGAUCCGGGACUCGAACGAGUCGGAGCGCAAGCCGUACCGGUUCAUCGGGGAAGAAACACAAGCUGGCUCGUCGCGCGCGGGCGAGCUCGGCAUUACGGGCGGGACGGGCCAGCGGCGGGUCGAGCUGCGCGAGGGGCACCAGCUCACACCGCUCAAGGCGUUACGCAGGACGCGCGGCACCGGCGCCGAGGUCGACCACGCGCUCUCGGCCGCCGAGCAGAUUGUCGACGCGCUCGUCGACUCGUACCGGCCCAUGUCGCGCGCCAAGGCGCACAUCCACUCCUUGGUCGACACGCACAGGCGGCACGCGGCGCGCACAGCCGAGCUGCAGGCGCUCAUCGCGGAGGCCUCCAAGCCGGCCCCGAAGGCAGAGGCCAAGCCCGCGCCCACGAAGGCAUCUACGCCGCCCCCGCCGCUUGGGAUUGACGAGGCGAUCGCGGCGGAAGAGGAGGCCCUGCGCGCGCUCGAGGCAAAUCUCAAGGCGCUGCGGAGCCAGCAGAAGGAGCUCCGAAGCUCGGGGCCGACGCCGGCCCGCGGAGGGCUGUACGGCCAGGGUCAGCAGCAGCUGCAGGCGCCGCGCACUCCCCGUGAAAUGCCCGUGGUUACCAACUCGCUGGUCAACAUGACCACACCGCAUCGGGCCUCGGGCCCGCCGCCAGGGAGCAAGUUCUCGCCUUUGCAUCUGCUGGGCACGCCGCGUGCAGCGUCGUCUCUCCGUCCCUCGGUGCUCGGGGCCGCCGAUGAGUCGCGCACUAUCUUUGCGCGCCCGCCGACCUUCACGCCGGCUGGUGCGGGCAGAUUCCAGGCCUCGCCGUUUGUCGCGACACCGAACGUGAACGACUCGCUGGUGGCGACACCACGGCCCGUGGCGCCUGUGGCGGUCACGCCGGUGCCGGUGCACACGCUGCCCGCGGUUACGCCUGCCGCGCCUACACCCCUGCCGGUGCCGACGCCAGCCGCGGUGGAGCCUGCUCCCUCGCCUGCACCAGCACCAGGCGUCCGAAGAGUCGAAGGUGUUGAGGUGGACCUGCCGUUCAUCGGCCCGUCAAUCGACAAGAUCUGGGACAAGCUCGGCGACCUGAUGCUGCUCGGUGCCGACGAGCCAGUGGACAAGACGCCAGAGGCGACAAUUGCGCACCUGCACCGGCUAUCACGCGCCGACCCGCUGGCGGCGCCGUCCACGGCGUCGGUGCAGAGCGGCGGCGGCGACGCGCCACCAAUCACGUCUGAAGCGAUCCUGCUAUCACACCUCGCGCUCAUGCUUCUCCGGAGUGGGAAGAGCAGCGCCGGCCCCAACCCCGAGGCGUUCGUGCCCAUGCCCGAGGCGAAGAGCGGGCUCGGGGCCGUGUGCCGCGCGCGCGGGUGGGACGGGGCGGAGGAUCUGGCGAGCAAGACCAUCUAUGCUGCGCAACAAAUGCUGGACACGCUGCGCGCCGAUCCCCAGACCAGCGAGGAGGAGCACUUCCGUCUCGUGCUGGUGCAGACUGAGAUGGAAAGGGCAAAGUAUCUCGUGCGGAGCUACGUGCGGGUCAGGUUGCACAAGAUCGAAAAGUUCGCCCAGCACAUUGUCUCCACGCCCGACCUGCACCCCCUCUUCUCGGGCGCCGAACUGGCCCACGCGCACAAGUACGCCGAGCUCGUGUCGCAGCACUACGCGCACUCGGUGCUCGACUCGCUGCCCGAGUGGCUGAGGCGCACGGACGAGACGUACGGGGAUGGGGUGUCGAUGGUGCCCACACCGAAUGCUAAUACGCCUGUUUUGGUGCUCUGUCGCAAGGACUGCGGCGAGGUCACGCUCGAGCACGGCGACACGGCGUACCUCGCAGAAGGCACAACCCAUCUCGUCCGGUACCACCUCGUCGAGCGCUGGAUCGCGCUCGGCUGGGCAGAGGUGCUGUAGCGGCCACGCCCGCACACUCUGCCUCACAUAGUCACCCACCCCACCCCCCACACCAGCCUACAUAUGCAUGC